AUGUUGUUAAGUGUCUUUUUGUUGUGUUUAUUUUAUGCUAGCGCCACAGAAGCAUUUUAUUCUAGAAAUAAUGUGUGCACCGAUUUUAAAGCUUACGGUAACAUAAGUAAGAGUAAAAAAUGUUCUUAUAAUCCCGAUCUAAAUUCUGCACCGUUGUUAGUUCCUCUAUGUUAUGUUUUUUCCACUGUACAAUCAGUUACUAUUAAAUCACAGUUCUCCACCUCUCUGUCGCUUCUCAUUACCAUUUAUUUAAUUUUACUCAACACUAAAGAAUGUGCGAAAUAUUUUACAGCUUUCAAAUUGGUCGAUAAUGGUUACGAUCUAUGGAUACCAAAUUUUAGGGGCACUACAUACUCAAAAAAACAUGUAAAUAAAAAUAUUAGUCAAAAAGAAUAUUGGAAUUACAGUGUUCAUGAAAUCGGUAUCUACGACGUCGCAGCAAUCGUAGAAUAUGUCGCUAACUUUACUGAAAGAAAGGACAUCUCUUAUAUUGGCCAUUCCAUGGGUACCUCAGCUUUUACAAUUUAUGCGACAGAGAGACCAGAACAUGCCAGGAAGUAUAUAAAGCAGAUCAUAUUUUUGGCACCAGUGGUUAACUUCGGUCAUCCUCCAGUAGCUUUAAAGAUAGUACUACCAUAUACUUAUGUAAUUAAAGAAGUUGUCCCACUUAUCGUAAAACUCUUCCCUGUAGCGAUAUCAGUUAAAUCCUUAGUGCAUUUUGCACAAAUUUCUCUUAACAAUGGAACUUUUCAACAGUAUGACUAUGGCGAUGAGCUUAAUAUGAAAAAGUACAAUUCGAAAACGCCUCCAAAAUAUGAUAUAGACAAACUGAAGAUUCCUAUCACAAUUUUUGCAGGAAGUCAUGAUAUACUGUCUGAAAUUCAGGAUGUACAUCGAUUCUACGACAGCCUUAAAUCACCGAAAGACCUACAUACAUAUGAAUUAUCCCAUUUAGAUUAUAUGUACGGAAAAGAUGUAAUUGAUGUGUAUAAUGAUAUUUUGCGAGUAUUAAAAAAAGAUGUUAAAUAA
Molecule: messenger RNA, 1029 nt
Organism: Diabrotica balteata
Lineage: Eukaryota; Metazoa; Arthropoda; Insecta; Coleoptera; Chrysomelidae
Source: the annotation of a GenBank genome assembly